AUGCAAGUAGCGAGUUAUUAUCGUUUCAAUCCUCCUCAUCUACCGAAGAAGAAGCGUAAAGUUGUUCUUGUUCUCCGUGAUCGUGAAGGUGGUGGCGAGCGCUUCCAUCGGGAUUAUUUUGCUCCCGAUGCAGUUUGUGGGCCGCAAUUUUUCCGACGUCAUUUAUGUAUGAGUCGGGCGUUAUUUCUACGCAUUGUGAAUGCACUAGAAGUCGAUCUUUACUUCCAACAACAUCCCGAUGCUUGUGGCCGCAUUGGCUUCUCACCGAUCCAGAAAUGCACAGCCGCGAUUUGGCAAUUGGCAUACGGCACUGCUGCUGAUUGUUGUGAUGAAUAUCUCCAUAUAGGAGAAAUGAUAGCGUUGGCGUGCUUGAAGAAAUUUUGUAAAGCCGUUGUUCGUAUUUUUAGCGGCGUUUAUUUGAGGAGGCCAACAACUGUCGACGUUCAACGACUCACUGUAAUGAACGAAGCCAGACAUGGGUUCCCGGGAAUGUUGGGGAGACUAGACUUCAUGCACUGGGCAUGGAAGAAUUGUCCAGUGGCUUGGCACGGCACGUACACUUGA
Salvia miltiorrhiza (redroot sage) is the source of this 564-nucleotide messenger RNA. RefSeq lists its product as uncharacterized. Lineage: Eukaryota; Viridiplantae; Streptophyta; Magnoliopsida; Lamiales; Lamiaceae. The record is from RefSeq and is a predicted model, not a curated record. The transcript has a single exon. The coding region runs from base 1 to 564 and encodes 187 amino acids.